AUGGAACCAUCAAUAUCAAAGGAGCCCAUCUCUUCUCGGUUUUUAGAUUCUGAACAAUAUCAAGAAUCUUCGUCGAGUUCUUUUAAUCAACUCGAAUCUCAAAGCUCUCCAUCCCAAAUAGUUUAUAAUAAAGAUUAUGUUGAAAAUUUGCGAAGAAGAUUCAACAAUCAACAAAACGAAGGAAGGAAUGUAAGAAAUAAUGAGAAACUGGGAUGUGACACUCUUCACAUUCAUCAAAGACUCAAAAAACACUCUCAUCCAUGUGAUCUGAAAACUCUCACUUGUCUCGCGGGCUGUUGUGGCCGAUCUUUCGAACGAAUACAAGUCCUCGCUUUCCACGUUUCUUAUGCUCAUCAGGAUUUUAUGACAUCCGUAUCUGGUGAUUUGACGUGCCUAUUAUGUGGGAAGAAAUGGACGACAGUUAGACGUAAAAUCAUGCAUCUCUCAUUGGCGCACCGAGAAAUAGGUGAAGAACACAACAGUCAAUGUAUGCUUCAAGUAGAAUCAGUUAUUGCUCCAAAUGCACCGAAGGCACAGAGAUUGGAAAAAGCACGGUUAAUUUAUGGCGACAGGAUUGGAGACGAGUAUCAAGAUGAAUUCGUGGAAGCUAGUGCUGAAGUUGAAGAGUAUUCUUAUGAUGAUUAA
Caenorhabditis remanei is the source of this 645-nucleotide messenger RNA. RefSeq lists its product as uncharacterized. NCBI's taxonomy places the organism in Eukaryota, Metazoa, Nematoda, Chromadorea, Rhabditida, Rhabditidae. Bases 1 to 645 code for a protein of 214 amino acids. The transcript is spliced from 6 exons. The record is from RefSeq and is a predicted model, not a curated record.